Peronospora belbahrii is the source of this 324-nucleotide messenger RNA. The record is from the annotation of a GenBank genome assembly. NCBI's taxonomy places the organism in Eukaryota, Oomycota, Peronosporomycetes, Peronosporales, Peronosporaceae.
AUGAGCUUGCAGGCAAUGUCAUUGCAUUCGGAGGUGCCGAUAUUCGAAAAUUCGCCGCCUGAAGCUGUAGUACAAUUUGCGUGGAGAGAAAUUAUGCGAUCUCCAAUUAACCACGAGGAUUUAGAGCAUUUAGCAGCGUUACCAUUAUCGCCACUGCCGUCCAUAAUACCAUUUUCGAAUGAGGUUAACGUGGAAGGUGAGCGAGCGACGGUAAAGACGUUGCCUACGUUACAAUGUAGGAUAUCUCGUUUCCAAAUGGGAACUACAACCGAGGAGGUCUUAGCUUACUUCGCAGAGCUUUGCAAUGCUGCCGAAAAUGUUUAA